UCCCCUUCCCGUGGGCAGCCCCAGCAUUCACCCCGAGCGCAGCAGCAGAGCCCCGGGGCUGUGUCUUGCACGGCCAUGGAGCACAGGGACCGUGAGCCCCUGGUGAGGAAAACGAGCUCCUCGUACCACACCUUCCCCGAGGGCACUGCCAGGAGGCUUGACAAGGAGUACCUGAGGAGCCUCCACAACAAGCGGCUCUACCUGGCUGUGUUUGCCGCUGUCCUGGGCAACUUCAGCUUCGGCUUCGCCCUGGUUUAUCCUUCCCCCGUCAUCCCUGCCCUGGAGGCUCAUCCCAGCCCUGCGCUGCGGCUGGACCAGCACACAGCGCCCUGGUUCGGGUCGGUGUUCACGCUGGGAGCGGCGGCGGGCGGGCUCAGCACGAUGCUGCUCAACGACUGCCUGGGCCGCAAGCUGAGCAUCAUGUUCUCGGCUCUGCCCUCGGCGCUGGGAUACGCGCUGCUGGCCGGAGCCCAGGGCCUCUGGAUGCUGCUGCUGGGCCGGGUGCUGACAGGCUACGCCGGCGGAGUGACCUCCGCCUCCAUCCCGGUUUACAUCUCGGAGAUCUCCCACCCGGGGGUCAGGGGGAUGCUGGGUGCCUGUCCCCAGAUCAUGGCAGUGCUGGGCUCCCUCGUCCUGUACGCACUGGGGCUGAUCCUGGACUGGCGCUGGCUGGCCGUGGCUGGGGAGGUGCCAGUGCUUGCCAUGGUCCUCCUGCUCUGCUUCAUGCCCAACUCGCCCCGGUUCCUGCUCUCCCAGGGCAAGGAGGAGGAGGCCCUGAGCUCCUUGUGCUGGCUGAGGGGUGAGGACACAGAUUAUGCCCGGGAGUACGAGCAGAUCAAGGACAGCGUGAGGAAGCAGAGCCGUCGGGUUUCCUGUGCUGAGCUCAAGGACCCCUUCCUUUACAAGCCCAUCCUGAUUUCGGGAGUGAUGAGGUUCCUGCAGCAGCUCUCGGGGGUCACCUGCAUCCUCGUGUACCUGCAGCCAAUAUUCAAGAAAACAUCUGUCAUCCUGAAAGCAGAGUACGAUGCAGCUCUGGUUGGCCUGGUGCGUCUGUCUGCGGUGACCAUCGCUGCUGUGUCCAUGGACAAAGCUGGCAGGAAGAUUCUCCUGUUUGUAUCAGCUGCUGUCAUGUUGGUCUCCAACCUGACCAUGGGGCUCUACAUCCACUUUGAGCCAGCUUCCCACAAUGGCACCGUGGCCAACACCACCCUGAUGAGCUCUGCCAACCUCCCUGCUGAGCCAACAAACUACAUCACCCUCAUCCCCCUCCUGGCAACCAUGUUCUUCAUCAUGGGUUAUGCCAUGGGCUGGGGCCCCAUCACUUGGCUGCUGAUGUCAGAGAUCCUCCCUCUCAAAGCCCGUGGGGUUGCCUCAGGCCUCUGUGUGCUUGUGAGCUGGCUGACAGCCUUCACCCUGACCCAGUUCUUCCUCCCAGUCGUGAAUGCCUUCGGCCUCGAGGUGCCCUUCCUGUUCUUUGCUGUCAUCAGUGCUGGGAACAUCUUAUUCACAGGCUGCUGUGUCCCUGAAACCAAAGGCAGGUCCCUGGAGCAGAUUGAGGCCUUUUUCAGGACUGGCAGGAGGUCCUUCCUGAGGUAGGAGCUGCCCUUGCUCAGGCUGAGAGCAAAGCAAAUUCGUGCUGCUGGAAGUGGAGGCUGGAGCUCCCUGCGGGAGAGGAAGGGGCAGCAAUGAUCAUCUUGCUCUGGCUGUAGAAGUUGCCAGCUGGAACUUUACCUUCUCCUCCUGUCAACCCUUGGGAUGGGAGCAGGUCAUCAGCAGGGCCAGGCUGGAGAUCAAGGUGUCCUGGAAGAAUAACAGUGUGGACAGGAGGCUGUGGUUGCCCUUUGCUCAGCAGCCUGAGGGUCUGAGGGCUUGGCUGGGGCUGAGUCUACAGCUGGAGCUGCUCUGGCAAGAGCUCAUCAUGUAGCUGCAAGAAUAAAACAGUUUUGUCUCCAA
Haemorhous mexicanus (house finch) is the source of this 1953-nucleotide messenger RNA. RefSeq names its product solute carrier family 2 member 6 (gene SLC2A6). The record is from RefSeq and is a predicted model, not a curated record. The transcript has 10 exons. Gene Ontology annotation, cellular component: membrane. Lineage: Eukaryota; Metazoa; Chordata; Aves; Passeriformes; Fringillidae. Gene Ontology annotation, biological process: transmembrane transport. Gene Ontology annotation, molecular function: transmembrane transporter activity. Bases 76 to 1596 code for a protein of 506 amino acids.